AUGGCCUCUGACGUUAUUUUUGCGCAACACGAAUGUCGACGAAUGGUUAGAGGCACCGCCGAUGCGGAUCGAAUCGUACAUGGUUCCAUCUCCGAUACAGACUUGGUACGGUCAUUGAGCCGGGACCAUGAUACCGUUGUCAAUGCCAUUUCUUCCUUUGAGGGUGGCUUCAUCAACAGCGUGAUCUCAGGAAUGGAAGAAAGACCUGAGCACGCCAAGGGCACUUUGAUCCAUAUAUCUGGAACGGGGAAUUUUAUUGAUAAUGGCAAGAGCGGCAACUUCAAUCCUGACAGCAAAGUGUGGAAUGGUGCUCGAAGCAGGAGGACGUCGAAAGAUCAUCACCUGCGUUGUCUGUUUUGCAAUCACCUACGGCUCCAACAUCGGGCCCGCGCAAACCUGGGGGUUGCGUACAACAUCUUUACUUCCAAUGCCAAAUUCGCCCCGUAUGUCGGCGAUGGUUCGGCCAUCGUUAGCACCGUCCAUGUCGAAAAUGCCGUUCCAUUCCAAACAAAGAUAGUAGGGAUCGCUGGAACGGAGAAACCCACGGGCAGCGCCUACUUCAGGUACUAUAUUCUUCAUGGUGAGUGGGUCUCCUGGAAAGAAUUGAGCUCUGUAUUGGCAAAGGUUCUGCAUACCAAGGGCGUCGUGCCCUCACCAGAGCCGAAAAGCGUGCCAGCGGCUGAGGCUAGUGAGGCAGGGAAGGAGAGAUUGGGUCGUUGA
This is a messenger RNA of Cladophialophora bantiana CBS 173.52, 720 nucleotides long. RefSeq lists its product as uncharacterized. The record is from RefSeq and is a predicted model, not a curated record. The transcript has 2 exons. Bases 1 to 720 code for a protein of 239 amino acids. Lineage: Eukaryota; Fungi; Ascomycota; Eurotiomycetes; Chaetothyriales; Herpotrichiellaceae.